AUGGCCCAGAAUUUGCGUCACCUUCAGAUGCUCGAACAGCUGGGCAUCCAGCAAUUGCUGGAGUUGACCGUCGGUGGUGGGGUCGAGGGCGACGAUUCAAGCGAAGGGGCUGAAGACGGCGUCGUUCAGGUCAUGACGAUACCCGGCCGAAAAUGCCCGACGUGUGGAGCUAAGGGCACAACCGUUUGGGUCAUCCCGGGAAAAGCCUGCCCGGCUUGCGGAACAGUUGUGACCUGA
This is a messenger RNA of Eremomyces bilateralis CBS 781.70, 237 nucleotides long. RefSeq lists its product as uncharacterized. The transcript is spliced from 2 exons. The coding region runs from base 1 to 237 and encodes 78 amino acids. NCBI's taxonomy places the organism in Eukaryota, Fungi, Ascomycota, Dothideomycetes, Eremomycetales, Eremomycetaceae. The record is from RefSeq and is a predicted model, not a curated record.